UGAUUUCGAGUGGAUAAGCGGGCAACCCACGAGGAGGAAAUAUCCGUCGGGCCAACAACAGCCCCUCAGCCACGAACCCGAUCUCGACGCGUGCGCAGUGUGGCGGAAAAUUCCCCUUCACUCGACCAAUCCACGCCCGCGCGGCUCUUCGCUCGCCUCUUCCCCUCUUCUUUCCCCAUCGCCAGAUCACUCGGCUGACCACCGGGGCUGCGUCGGAUGUCGUUCCUGUGCUCAUCCUAAUCAUGAGAAUUUGGAGCCGCGGGGCUCGACGAUCUCUUGCUGUUCCUUCGUUUGGUUCUCCUCGGGGGAUAUCAAGAUUGGAUAGUUUCCUCCCUGCCUUCUCGUUCAGAAUCCGGAACAGUCGGAAGCAAUGGCCGAUUGCCUCUGCCUCAAGGGAAGUUUUCUUGGAUGUCUGUCAAAUUCUGUAAAAGCUUGCUCCAGUCACAACAUACAUCUGAACAUAUUCUAUUCCUGUAACCAACGAUUGCCUGUUCAGUCUUCUGCACUUCUCCGCAAAAGUUGCCAUCUUGAGUUUGCACAAAGGAAUACGACAUGGGGCUACUCCUUGUCAUCAACACAAAAGUGUAUUAGCCUGAGAGGCUCUUAUAAUUAUAACGGAAGAAAAACAUGUAGGCGGAGAUUUCAGAUAAAAGCUCAACUUGAUGUUGCUAGUGCUAUUGAAGUUAUCAAUGAUUUAGGUUUCGAUACUCUCACAUUCUUGGCUGUCACUGUUCUGGUUGUGCCUGCAUUCAGGAUGAUAAAAGCUAGUCCGAUACUUGGUUUCUUUUGUGCUGGCGUAGUACUCAAUCAGUUUGGUCUUAUUAGAAACCUCACAGAUGUUAAACUUCUAUCAGAAUGGGGGAUUCUCUUCCUGCUAUUUGAGAUGGGACUAGAGCUUUCAUUGGCACGUCUAAAAGCUCUUGCAAAAUUUGCGUUUGGACUGGGUUUGACACAGGUUGUGUUGUCAACUCUUGCCUUUACAGCAUUUGAGCUUCCUCCUAAUGGGGCUGUUGGAACAAAGAUUUUGCAGUUUCUUUUCAACUCACGACCUGAUCUGGUCAAUAUUAGAAGCAUUGAUGAAGCCAUUGUGAUUGGAGCUGCCCUUUCAUUAUCAUCUUCUGCUUUUGUACUACAGCUUCUUGCAGAGAAAGGCGAGCUCCCUACACGUUUUGGUUCUGCAACUUUAGGCGUUCUUCUUCUGCAGGACAUAGCAGUUGUUCCUUUACUGGUGAUUCUUCCAGUGCUUGAGAGUCAGAAUCUUGCAAAGGAAAGUAUUUGGCCAAUGCUAGCAGCUGAAAGUCUGAAAGCUUUAGGUGGACUUGGUCUCCUUUCCCUUGGAGGAAAAUACUUUCUUAGGCGAAUAUUUGAAGUUGUUGCUGAGUCAAGGAGCUCAGAAGCUUUUGUUGCUCUGUGCCUGCUCACAGUGUCAGGGACUUCACUUCUUACUCAAAUGUUGGGCUUCAGCGACACGUUAGGAGCAUUUCUGGCAGGAGCACUUCUAGCAGAGACAAAUUUUCGGACACAAAUUGAAGCUGACAUAAGGCCUUUCAGAGGUUUACUGCUUGGACUAUUCUUUGUUGCCACAGGGACAUCAAUCGACAUGCAGCUCCUAUUCCGAGAGUGGCCAAAUGUGCUUUCCCUCUUGGCAGGUUUAAUUGUUAUCAAGACAAUGAUUAUUACUACAAUAGGCCCUCGUGUUGGACUAACCUUACAAGAAAGUGUAAGAAUAGGAUUGCUUCUUUCACAAGGAGGAGAGUUUGGUUUUGUGGUAUUUUCUUUAGCAAACAGGCUUGGCGUUCUACCACUUGAGCUAAACAAGCUUCUCAUUAUUGUCGUUGUGUUGUCAAUGGCAUUGACACCUUGGCUUAAUGAAAUUGGAAGAAAAGCUGCUGAAAUCCUUGAUGAGAAGCUUCAAGUAAAAGAGAAAGGGGCUGACAUGAUAAGCUUUGAUGCAACUGAACCAGUGGUUAUUGUAGGGUUUGGGCAAAUGGGCCAGGUUCUUGCUAAUUUUUUAUCAACUCCAUUGGCCUCCGAAGAUGACAACCUGGGGUUACCAUAUGUUGUAUUUGAUCUCAACCUAGGUGUGGUCAAGGCAGCAAGGAAACUGGGUUUUCCCAUACUGUAUGGAGAUGGGUCACGCCCAGCAGUUCUGCAAUCUGCUGGUAUAUCUUCUCCAAAAGCUGUCAUGGUCAUGUACACAGGAAAAAGUAGGACCAUCGGUGCAGUACAAAGAAUAAGACUUGCUUUUCCUGCGGUUCCUAUCUAUGCCAGGGCUCAGGAUGUUGCUCAUCUGUUAGAUCUAAAGAAAGCCGGUGCUACAGAUGCUAUUCUUGAAAAUGCUGAGACAAGUUUACAACUUGGCUCGAAGCUGCUGAGAGGGCUAGGUGUCAUGUCUGAUGAUGUGACUUUCUUGAGACAACUCAUGAGAGAUUCGAUGGAGCUACAAGCUCAAGAAGAGCUAAAUAGAAGUGACGACCGUGAGUCUGAUGUUAUGAAGCCACUGCAGGUUAGAGUGACUGACUUGGUUCAGGCCAAAAGCGGCAGUGCAUCGACUUCACGCGGUGAGCAGUCACUCAGUCUUGAUCGCCCAGAAAUCACCCUAGUUGAAUUUCCUGAGAAAAAUCAACCAUGUGAAGUUGAGACGCAAAAUGAUCAAGGUGGACAUGAUAGUUUGGAAAAUGAAUAUGAAGAAUUAGACCAUGACGAUGGAGUUAAAUACUGCCAAUUAGAAUCAGAUAUUGGUUUAUCGAGUAUAAAGGAUGAUGUUGAAGGAGAUGGGAAAACAUUGGAUCAUUCUAUCCCAUAUAAGUAACUCAGAUGAGACAUCUUAGUUUCUUAUCAGGAUAAUCGAGUCUUGAAAUGAGUCCUGGACAGGUACAUUAUUUUCUUUCAAGUAUAGGAUUUUUUUUUUUUUUCUGCUAGAUCUAGUCCUCAUUUAUAAUGUGUAAACAACUGACUUCAAAGCAAAGCCUAAUUUAUGUGGAGUUAUAUACCAAAAGGAACAGCUUGUCGAAGUAUACUGUAUAGGAAGAUGAUAUCCAAAUACCAUCGGAGAGGUAUUUCCAAAUCA
Musa acuminata subsp. malaccensis (wild Malaysian banana) is the source of this 3070-nucleotide messenger RNA. RefSeq names its product K(+) efflux antiporter 3, chloroplastic. Gene Ontology annotation, molecular function: antiporter activity. Gene Ontology annotation, cellular component: chloroplast; membrane. NCBI's taxonomy places the organism in Eukaryota, Viridiplantae, Streptophyta, Magnoliopsida, Zingiberales, Musaceae. The record is from RefSeq and is a predicted model, not a curated record. Gene Ontology annotation, biological process: proton transmembrane transport; potassium ion transport.